Messenger RNA from Dicentrarchus labrax (European seabass), 1890 nucleotides. RefSeq names its product duboraya (gene dub). The transcript is spliced from 6 exons. The coding region runs from base 325 to 1338 and encodes 337 amino acids. The record is from RefSeq and is a predicted model, not a curated record. Lineage: Eukaryota; Metazoa; Chordata; Actinopteri; Moronidae.
UGUAGACAACCUGUAAACAACCUGUAAACAACCUGUAGACAACCUGUAAACAACCUGUAAACAACCUGUAGACAACCUGUAAACAACCUGUAAACAACCUGUAGACAACCUGUAAACAACCUGUAAACAACCUGUAAACAACCUGUAGACAACCUGUAAACACCCUGUAAACAACCUGUAAACAACCUGUAGACAACCUGUAAACACCCUGUAAACAACCUGUAAACACCCUGUAAACAACCUGUAGACAACCUGUAAACAACCUGUAAACAACCUGUAGACAACCUGUUAGCAUUGAUUAGCAGACACUGUGAUUAUUGUGUAAUGGAUGAUAUCCUGUUGACCUUUGACCCUUCGUCCGUCCCUCAGGAGGAGGCUCCGUCCCGGCGCUCUGUGGCUGAACUCGCAGGAAGAUUCAAAGCCUCGGCUCCUCCUCACGACGCUGCUGGACCGGAAACGGAGAAACCGGUCAGACGGCGACCUCCUCGCUCCUUACAGCUCGCCAAACCGCCUGGAGACGAGCAAGAGCCUCCAGGUGUUAACUCUCUACCUGCCAAAGCCAAGAGGAACUCCGCUCUGAUCGAGAAGCUCCAGGCCAACCUCGCUCUCUCUCCCUCGGCCCUGCAGCCCUCCCCGAAGAGUCCCGGCUUCAGGUUGCUGUCUCCUGUCUUCCCCCCGCCCUUCCCCCGGCUCCGCCCGGUUACCACGGUAACCACCUCCUCCACGCCGACCCCCACCAGCCCUGUCGUCACCUCUCCGCUGACUGAAGAGGAACGUCCCGCCUCCUUCGAGGCCCCUCCCACCGUGGUGGAGGGGUCCAUCCUGUCGAACACCAACAUCAAGGGCAGACCUCGCCUCUCUGUCCGGCGACGCCCUCCGUCCCGCCGCCACAGGAAGUCCAGCAGUGGAGAAGAGGUCGGCGUCGACAGCGAGGGAGGAGACAUGUCUCUGAGCUCCACGGGUGAACCAGAAGACAAAACAACAGCAGGAGGAAGAGCAGAAGGAGGAGGAGGAGGAGGAGGAGGAGAGGAGGAAGGUAAAACAGACGAAACAGAUGCUCCAACGUGUCCUCAGAAAAACCACGAAGAAGAUCAGUCAGAGGUCGCGCCCAGAGAGGAAGACCAGAAGAUGAAGGAGGAGGAGGAGGAUGGAUCCACAGGAGGAAAGGAGGAAGAAGAGAAAGAGGAGAAAAACUCCCAAAAACAGGAAGAAGAUUUGACCGAAGAAGCGACAAACACAGACCCCAACGAUGAAGAAAAGAUAACGGUAAAACCUUCAAACAUCGUCCGAAGUUCUACAGUUAACGAGGAGACCACGAGUCUGUGUUCGGUCCGAUGAGCAAUCAGACGUACGGCUGAGUCCCUGGGGUGCAGGGAGGGAGACCCUGCGGCAGCGAGGCCUGAGGGAUCAGGCCCGUCUGAGAGUCCGGACUCAUUAGUGAAACUCUGAGCUGCUGCCCGUCCACGCGGAUUCUCUCCUCUCCGAAGAAACCGACUGAAACCGACUGAAACUGCGUUUGGUGUUUUGAAGAACGGCUGAUGAUUCAACUGAAAGACUGGAAGUGUUUUUAUUCUCAAUGCAAAACCUUUUUACACUGAAACGCUGGAUUUGUUCCUUUUUGUAAGAACAAUAUGUGAUUUUUUUGUUCUCAUGAUGUUUUCCUACUGUCUGGUUGUUCGGAGCUGUGACUGAUGAUGAUGAUGAUGAUGAUGAUGAUGAUGAUGUGACAGACGUGUAACUGUGUGUUUGCUGUCAGACCUUAUUCCAAAGAUUCAUAAACAAAUACUUCAGGUUUUUUUUAGACUGUAAAUUCUGUAGCAAAGGUUUAAAACUGGAGACGUCACAUUGUGCCUUUAAAGUGAAAUAAAACAUGUAUCCUGGCUACAUGAA